AGAUGAUUAUGUUAUUAUCAACAUUUAUAACAUUAUUCAAAAAAUAAUUUAUUUCCCGUUUUCACACAGCAUAAUUAUAUAUUUGCUGUUUUGUAAUUCGAUAAGAGACACAUCUGUUAUUCUUCAAGCCUGAAAAACUAUAACUAUGAUUCCACGAACAUUAAUAAAAAAUUGGAUUUCUUUACGUCAUUUUUUUCAUACACAUUAUACAAUCCAAUAUAAGGCCAAAAACAUCAAGUACAUUGGUUUUGGUAUAUUCACAAGUAUUUUGGUUUAUAGUACUUCAGGAAUCACAAUAUUCGCAGCACAAAAUGAGUUGGAUAUUAAAAAAUUUAUGGCACAACCUAUUACUGACAUAAAGAAAUUAAAGAAGAAGGAUGAUAUGAAAACAAAAAUGGAACUGUUAGUGAUGAAAACUCAAGCAGACUUUUGUAAAGCUUUGGAAUCCUUAGAAGAACCAGGCCAUUCUUUUAAAGUUGACAGAUGGAUUAGGAAGGAAGGUGGUGGAGGAAUUACUUGUGUUUUGCAAGAUGGAGUUGUUUUUGAAAAAGCUGGAGUAAAUGUAUCUGUCGUUACUGGUAUGUUACCACCGGGUGCAGUGCAACAAAUGAGAGCACGUGGGAAAAAAAUGGGAGAGGGAUCUGUACCAUUCUUUGCAGCUGGUGUAAGUGCUGUAAUUCAUCCGCGAAAUCCCAUGGUUCCAACAAUACAUUUUAACUAUCGUUACUUUGAAGUAGAAAAUUCAGAUGGUUCAAUUCAGUGGUGGUUUGGAGGUGGCACAGAUCUUACACCUUAUUACUUAAAUGAGGAUGAUGUAAAACAUUUUCAUAGUACUUUAAAAGCCGCAUGUGAUCAAUAUGAUCCUUCAUAUUAUUCAAAAUACAAAAAAUGGUGUGAUGAUUAUUUUUUUAUUACACAUAGAGGAGAACGUAGAGGAGUAGGUGGUAUCUUUUUUGAUGACAUUGAUACUCCUAGCCAAGAAGAAGCAUUUCAAUUCGUAAAAUCUUGUGCAGAAGCUGUUAUUCCUUCUUACAUUCCAUUAGUUGACAAACAUAAAGAUGAUGGAUAUGGAUAUAGUGAAAGACAAUGGCAAUUAUUACGUAGAGGAAGAUAUGUUGAAUUUAACUUAAUAUACGAUCGUGGUACAAAAUUUGGUUUAUAUACACCUGGUGCAAGAUAUGAAAGUAUAUUAAUGUCUUUGCCUUUGUCUGCAAACUGGCAAUAUAUGCAUGAACCAAAACCUGGUUCAAAAGAAGCAGAACUUGUUGAUGUAUUGAGAAACCCUAAGGAAUGGUUGAACUAAUAUAAACAAUAUCCUUUAAUGAAACUAUCAUUUCUUAACUUAAAGCUGCAAUUUGUAGCAAUAAUUUUGAAUGCUGCAGUUAAUUAUCUUUUUCCUAUUUUGUUUACAAGUAUUUUGUACAAUUUUGUGCAAGUGGAAUGUUAAUGAAAAAAAUGCAAAUUAAAAUAUAGAAUAAGGCUAUAUUUUUGAACCAUUUAAAUAUAUUUAGUAUAAGAAAAGAGUUACAUAUAUAUAAACUUUAUAUUUAAAGAAUUAAAUAUUGUAUAAACUAUAAAUUAUGUAUAAAAAUUGUACCUAUUAUUUUGAUAUACUUUAUAUGAAAGUAAUAUUUUCAUACAUUACAACUCUAUACAGUCAGUAUACAUUGUAUACCUUAAAUAUAAUAAUAUGGAUCUUCUCAAAUUAUUUUAGAUGUAUAAAAAGACAAAUGAUGACAAAUUUGAUGUAUUCUCAAAUUUAUUUAGUAAAAUAUUCAGUCUUAGAGUAUAUAUUAUAAAUUACAUACGUAAUCAUAAAAAUAAUAACAAAAAUUUAUUGUACAAAAAAUCAUUGGUAGAAAUUCAAUUAAAUUAAAUAUAAAAUAUUCUUUAAACCUAAAUGAUAUAUGAAGGAAGCAGAUUUCAAUAGAUGUAAUGAUUUCUGUUGUGUAAUUCUUGAUCACUCUUUUUACAGAACAAUAUAUAUACAAAGCAAAAAAAGAAAGAGUAUUUUAAAAUUCAUAAAAAUAUGGAGUUGUUUGUAUUAAUUAUGUACAAUUUUCUCUGAAUAAAUACAUAUCCAACAAACAA
Messenger RNA from Bombus pascuorum, 2091 nucleotides. RefSeq names its product oxygen-dependent coproporphyrinogen-III oxidase (gene Coprox). The transcript is spliced from 2 exons. The record is from RefSeq and is a predicted model, not a curated record. Bases 146 to 1303 code for a protein of 385 amino acids. NCBI's taxonomy places the organism in Eukaryota, Metazoa, Arthropoda, Insecta, Hymenoptera, Apidae. Gene Ontology annotation, molecular function: coproporphyrinogen oxidase activity. Gene Ontology annotation, cellular component: mitochondrial intermembrane space; cytoplasm.